AUGAUGUCACAACAACCACCAGGAUCACCAUUAUCACCAUUAUCACCGCCUUCACCUUCAUCUUGUAUAGAACAAAAAACAAUUUACGAUGUCAUUUAUGCAACUAAUAAUCCUCCCGAGUUUUAUGGUCCACAUUCACUCAUUCAAUCCGGGGCAUGUCCUCAUCUUGUCCAACUAAAAACUCAAAUUCGAGAAGAUCCCAAUAAUGAUGUUUUGGAAAAUUAUCGUAUCUUGAUUCAAUAUUCUAUUUUAUGGCAUAAAAGUCGAAAGCAAAGACAUCAACCCAAUAGUAGUAAAAAGAGAAAACUUGACGAGCUUCCUAUGCCUCAGUGUACUACUUGUAUGGAUCCUUUAUCAAGACUUCAUGCUUGUUUGCAUUGUGUCUUCAUGGGUUGUUUGCCUAUGGAUUUUGAUAGACAUACAUUAUUUUGUAACGAAUGCAAUGAUUAUAUAUAUGAUGUUGAGAUUGAUGAAAAAGUGAUCAAAACCAAAUUGAGUUCAAAAUCAAAAAGAAAGAAACAAUGUAUAAAAUGGGAGCCUAGCAACGAAGAAAUCAAGACACUUGUCAAUAAUUCAUCUAUUUCAUCUUGUCAGGGUAUUCGUGGCUUAUGUAAUAUGGGCAAUACUUGCUUUAUGAAUGUCAUCUUACAAAGUCUUGUACAUAAUCCUUUAUUAAAGGCCUAUUUUUUAAGUGAUCGACAUAAUCCUAAAUAUUGUCAGAAACAAUUUUGUAUGUGUUGUGAAAUGGAUGAUUUAUUUGCACAGUUUUAUUCGGAUGAUAAGAAGCCUUAUGGACCUUGUCGUUUCCUUCAAUCGAUGUGGAUGAGUUUGAAAGAAUUAGCAGGUUAUGCACAACAAGAUGCUCAUGAGUUCUUUAUCAGUGCCCUGAAUAAUAUUCAUGCAGGUUGUGAAGGCCAAAAGCUGUCGAAUUGCAAUUGUAUCAUCCACAAGACCUUUGCUGGCUUAUUACAAUCGAAUGUGACUUGUCUUCGAUGUAGAAAUGUGACAACCACCUGUGAUCCCAUGUUAGAUAUCAGUUUAGGAUUAAGGCCAAUGGAAACGAAUAAAAAGAAAAAAAGUAUGAAUGGGAAAUUAUUAGGAGGAAAUAUAGAUGGUAGAAGGUUGAGUGAUGAAGAAUCAUCUCUUUUACGAGGUAAAGGACAAGGAAAUACAUUAUUAGAUUGUUUAGAUAGAUAUACACAGCCUGAAAGAUUAGGCCCUAAUGAAUAUAGUUGUAGUAAAUGUGGUAAUACUUUUCAGGAAGCAACUAAACAAUUAUCUAUUAAACGUAUACCUCCUGUACUAAGUAUUCAAUUCAAGCGUUUUGAACAUGGUUCAUCUUCCUCAAGUAAAAUUGAAACAAAGAUUAAAUUUCCAAUAGAAUUAGAUUUAACUCCUUAUACAAGUAGUAAGAAAAAGAUAGAUAAUAUAUAUACAUUAUUUUCGGUUAUAAAUCAUCAAGGUAAAAUGGAUACAGGACAUUAUACAAUGUAUGCCAAGCAUAGAAAUGAGUGGUUUCGAUUUGACGAUCAUAAUGUAACACUUGCUUAUCAAAAAGAUGUUUUAGACAGUAAAGCAUAUAUGUGCUUUUAUAUUAAAAAAUCAUUAGAAUAUGAAUCAAUAGACCCCUUUCGAUUUGAAUAAAAAUAAAUAGAAUCGAACCAUAAAAUAAUUCUUCUGCAAUAAGACCCGUUUUAUUGUUGUACAGAGUGACUGGAAUUUUUUCUUAUCUUUCCUUCUUUUUUAUAAUAAAACAUUGUAAAAUUUCCUUUCUUUCUUUUUCCUUUCCUUUCCUUUUAAUUUAAUUAGAAUGGCUAUCAUCUCGACCUU
Messenger RNA from Cokeromyces recurvatus, 1830 nucleotides. RefSeq lists its product as uncharacterized. The record is from RefSeq and is a predicted model, not a curated record. Lineage: Eukaryota; Fungi; Mucoromycota; Mucoromycetes; Mucorales; Mucoraceae. Gene Ontology annotation, biological process: protein deubiquitination. The coding region runs from base 1 to 1644 and encodes 547 amino acids. Gene Ontology annotation, molecular function: cysteine-type deubiquitinase activity. The transcript is spliced from 11 exons.